AUGAAGUUUGCUGAAGCUUUAAGUGAUGGAUUGGUUGCAGAAUGGCAAGACCAAUAUGUUGAUUACAAAAGUGGGAAGAAGUUGAUAAAGAAGAUUCGCAAGCUCAAGGACGAAAUACCGUUGUUGGACUCCAAUGAUUUGGAAAGACGCGAUGAAUCGUAUGGUGAUGAUGCACCUCCCAUUUCAGGAGCAAAUAGCCGUAAUGAGAAUCGAAGGACAUCAGUAUUUAAUUAUUCACUCAAGUCUAGCAAGACAGACUACUUUACUGAGCGGAGAAAGUUUCAACUUUGGCUCGAUGAGCAGUUGUUGAAAGUGGAUGAGUUUUAUUCAGAAAAAGAGCAAGAUGUGUACGAGCGGUUUUUGUUAUUGGAAGAUCAAUUGUACCAAAUGAGAGAUCAAAAGAACCAGAUACAGCGACAACGAAGACAGCACAACGGAAUUGCACAUGGUGUUGCCGCAAGUGGUGAACGGGUUAUACCUCAUCGUGUCAAUGAUUUAGCAUUCCACACAAAAUUUUUCAUUAGUGAGUUGAGUAGAUGGGAUUUACCCUCACUUCCGUCAAUGGCGUUUUUGAAAAAAUUGAAAGGAAGAAAGAAAGCGAAAUAUGAGGAUGACAUUUCGUUACAUGUGCAAGAUUCGGUUGAUUUGAACUAUGCUGAAAAUCGAGUUAGAAACGGGGUUGUUGAAUUGAGUGACCAUACUACAGACCAAACUUCGUUGGAUUCCGAGUCAGAAAUUGAAGAAUACUCGCCAACGGGACCCCUGGGACCUGAAAUUCCACAGACUCAUGAUCAAAUACGACAAUCUCGAAGACGGGAUUACACACCCAAGAAACAACAUUUUGGUGUUCCUUACUUGUACGCAAAGAAGCAAUUGAAAGCAGCCCUUUUGGAACAUUAUCGAGCGUUGUCAAUUUUAAGGUCAUAUAGAACCAUGAAUCGGACUGCCUUUAGAAAGAUCACCAAAAAAUAUGACAAGGCAAUGCACACAAACAUCAUGGAACCAUUUAUGGAGAGGAUAAACACGUCAUCUUACUUUUUAACCAGUGAUUUAGUCGACAAGAUCAUCAAUCAAGUCGAUGAGCUCUAUAUUGCAUUCUUUGAUCCCGAGUCAAAAGAUCGCAAACAAUCUUUGGAAAAGUUGAAAACGAUUGCAUACACGUUCAACUCGACCGAUUUGAAGCAACCCCUGUACUAUACUGAGUUUUUCAGUUCAGGUUUAUUCAUUGGAUUUGGAAUUCCGUUGUUUGUAUUGGCAUUGUAUACAGCGUUGCACAAGACAAUCACGGGGGAACUUCCAGAGGGGCGGUUUUUGCUACAAGUUUGGGGUGGGUUUUUACUACUCACUUUUGCGUUUCUUUUAUUUGGAAUCAAUAUGGCGGUGUUUGACAAGUUUAGAAUCAACUACAAAUUCAUUUUCGAGUUUGAUAUAGCUUCAGCUUUGAACUAUAAGCAAUUUUGGUUACUCCCAUCAUUUGCAUUUGCGUUUUUGUCGUUAUUGGGGUGGUUCAGUUUCAACAACUUUUGGCCCCAUCAAUUCCCCGGUCGUGAUUGGCCAUGGAUAUUUUUCGGCGUUAUGUUGGUGUUAUUCCUUUGGCCAACAAAUGCAUUGUACGGCUCAAGUCGAAGAUGGUUACAAUUUGCAUUAUGGAGGUUGCUCUUGUCUGGUCUUUAUCCUGUUGAAUUUAGAGAUUUCUUUUUGGGUGAUAUUGUGUGUUCGUUGACAUACACCAUGGGUAAUCUACCAUUCUUUUUCUGCCUAUUUUCUCAUCAUUGGAAAGGAACAUUGAGUGGUCAACCUGCUAGUGCAAAUACAUGCACAUCGUCGAGGUCGAGACUAAUGGGUUUCUUUAGUUCUUUGCCCAGUGUGUGGCGGUUGUUACAAUGUAUACGUCGUUAUAUGGACACUGGGGACUGGUUCCCUCAUUUGGCAAAUAUGUUAAAGUAUGCAGUAUCCACUGUAUACUAUAUGACGUUGAGUAUUUAUCGUAUUGAUAAUAGAGAGAGGAACCGGGUGGUAUUCAUUGUGUUUGCAAUAAUCAAUUCAAUUUACACGUCAAUAUGGGAUAUUGUUAUGGAUUGGUCAUUGUUACAAACUGGCUCCAAACAUUUCUUAUUGAGGGAUUAUUUAUUUUACAAGAAGCCGUAUUAUUAUUACACAGCUAUGGUUCUCGAUGUGAUUUUGCGGUUCCAAUGGAUUUUUUAUGCAUUCUUUACUCAUCAAAUUCAGCAAAGUGCAGUCACUUCAUUUUGCGUGGCUUUAGCUGAGAUUUUACGUCGAUUUAUUUGGAUUUUUUUCAGAAUGGAAAAUGAACAUUGCACUAAUGUGAUUUUGUUUAGAGCUUCAAAGGAUACUCCAUUGCCUUAUGCUGUAUCAGCGAAAGUUGAGCGCGCGGUGAAAAAAUUGGUUGAAUCGAGAUAUGAUGAUAGGAAAACGUCUGAUGAGGAUAACAUUGCUGAAGAAAAUAUUGGGUUCACAACUGGUCGUGCAGGAUCUAGAGGUGAUGAUGGAAGUAGAGGUUCAGUUGAUCUUACAAGGUUACUGACGAGACAAUCGACGCCUCAGUUGCAGCAACGCAAAACCUACUUUAAGCAAAUAACUGAUCGUUUGAACACGGCACAUAUAAAGGAUUUUCAAAGGCGAAAGACCACCACACGCUUGGAUGAGGAUACUGAUGACGAUGAAGAUGACGAUGAUGCAAGUUUGGCGGGCAAGUCGACUAGAGCUUCUCACGUACCGUCAAUCAGGGAAGAGUAA
Lodderomyces parapsilosis is the source of this 2757-nucleotide messenger RNA. RefSeq names its product Syg1p (gene SYG1). Gene Ontology annotation, molecular function: inositol hexakisphosphate binding. The coding region runs from base 1 to 2757 and encodes 918 amino acids. NCBI's taxonomy places the organism in Eukaryota, Fungi, Ascomycota, Pichiomycetes, Serinales, Debaryomycetaceae. Gene Ontology annotation, cellular component: Golgi apparatus; cytoplasm; plasma membrane. The transcript is spliced from 2 exons. Gene Ontology annotation, biological process: cellular response to phosphate starvation; phosphate ion transport. The record is from RefSeq and is a predicted model, not a curated record.